CCGGGCUUCAGCGCCGGCCGCCACUACUGGGAGGUGGAGGUGGGCGGCCGGCGCGGCUGGGCGGUGGGCGCCGCGCGGGAGAGCGCCCGGCAGCGGCACAAGGGCGCGGCGGGACCCCCGAAGAGGGAGAUCUGGGCGGUGGGCACCAGCGGCAAGAAGUACCAGGCGCUGACGGCCACGGAGCAGACGGCGCUGGCGCCCGGCGAGCAGCCGCGGCGCUUCGGCGUCUACCUGGACUACGAGCGCGGGCAGCUGUGCUUCUACAACGCCGAGAGCAUGAGCCACAUCCACACCUUCCACAUCCGCUGCCGCGAGCGCGUCUUCCCCUUCUUCCGCGUGCUGGCCCGGGGCACGCGCAUCAAGAUCUGCACCUGACGGCGUUCCCCGACAGGGGCCCCGGAACGGGGUGCUGCGCCCC
Molecule: messenger RNA, 418 nt
Organism: Pyrgilauda ruficollis (rufous-necked snowfinch)
Lineage: Eukaryota; Metazoa; Chordata; Aves; Passeriformes; Passeridae
Product: E3 ubiquitin-protein ligase TRIM41-like
Exons: 1
Molecular function (GO): protein binding
Source: RefSeq, a predicted model, not a curated record